Messenger RNA from Anisakis simplex (herring worm), 1125 nucleotides. The record is from the annotation of a GenBank genome assembly. Lineage: Eukaryota; Metazoa; Nematoda; Chromadorea; Rhabditida; Anisakidae.
AUGAAUGAGUGGUCUUUUUUGAGAAUUUUUCUUCAAAAAGCGUCAUUCGCGAAUGCAGAAUCGUUAUCGCUGACAGUGAAAUUGUUCAUUUUAUGGCAGUUAUUCAGCGAGAAACAAUUGAAAGUAACAUUUUUCUUUUGGUUGAGGUGUGCUCACAGUGUAGAGCCAUUGCUCGAUAUGGUCACGAAUUAUUUGCCUGCUCCGACGGAACGUCAUCAGAUGCUAUCAGCUGUUUUUGGUGAUGANGGUGAUGAUCUCAGCGCUUUGGUUUUCAAGGUUCAUCUUUUUUUAAAAUGUUCAUUUCGUUUUUCGAAGGUUGGGCACGAUCGAAGACGUGGUCCACUAUGUUUCGUUCGGGUUUAUACGGGUCAAAUAUCGAAUUCUUCGUCAGUCUUCAAUGCAAAUCGUUCGAAUGUUGAGAGUCGCAUUAAUACAUUUGUACCACACAGUGAUAUCUUACAACCAGUUGAUGCUAUCAAGGUGGAAAAAACUGUAGAUUGGUUCAUUCAGGCAGGAAAUAUUGGUGUUUUGACGGGUCUUCAAUCAACCGUAACCGGCGAUACGUUAUUGACAAGUGAACAUUCGGCGAAAUUGGCCAUUGAAAGACGACAUAAAAUUGUUAAGGAGCAGAAAGACAAAAUUCAUGAUACACAUCAUUUCGGUGCGCACGAUCUUUUCAUACCUCAGACCGAUGCACCAUUGCUGUUCACGUCUGAUGAUCAAACGCGCCGACUAGAGGAAAUAUCAGAAGUGGGGAAAUCCGUAUUGUUGACCGGAAUCGAUGCACCUGAUCCGGUUUAUUUUUGCUCAGUUGAACCACCAUCCGCUGGAGCAGUGCAUAAUUUCGAAAAGAUNGAUUAUGGUUUGGAUGUGUUCAUGGGACCUUUACAGGUUGCCUAUCGUGAAGUGAUCACAAACACGGCAACGUUCACAACAUCUGUCGAAGACACCCUCAGUGAUCGAAAGCACACGUGUACACUCACGCUUCAGGUAUCACCUUGUUCAAAGGAACGAAAAUUCAAAUCGGUAUUGGUGAGAUUGGACGAUGAUAGUAGCAAACCGUAUAUUCGUGCGGAUUGGUUGAAGGCAGUAAACGAGGGAUGCGCGGGCGCUUUACAUAAUGGA